GCUUUUUCAAGAAAUGCUUCAUACUGCAGAGCGCAAGAUGAUGAGUAUCGCUUGGAAGUUACAACUCCUUUGCAGAGGGUUGACUUGUUCAUGGGCCAGUUCAACAAUGUCCUGUUAACUUCAAUAUCUGUCUUCACCAAAGGGAACCUUACUGUUGCUAAUUUGGGAACUGCGGAGGGACGCUUCAUGCAGAUAGUGGUUUCCCGUUCAGAACCGACAUCUCCACAUGUCAGCUUUCAGUUAGAUUCCCACCCCGUCUCUCCCCAGGUUGUUGUUGAGAAUUCCUUAGCAGACGAUGGCUACACCCUGGUAGUGACUGGGAAAAAGAUAACGAGGAUCCCGCUGAAGGGGCCGGGCUGCCAUCACUUCAGGUCCUGCAGCCAGUGCCUGCUGGCACCUGCCUUCAUGCAGUGUGGCUGGUGCAGCCAGCAGUGCCUCAGGUCCCCCGAGUGCCCCGGCGGCACCUGGACCCAGGAGACCUGCUUGCCUAGAGUCUAUGAGAUUCUCCCAAGCAGUGCUCCCUUAGAAGGCGGGACAAAACUCACGCUGUGUGGAUGGGACUUUGGAUUCAGCAAAAAUAAUAGAUUUGAAUUAAAAAAUACCGUAGUCCAUAUUGGAGGACAAAUUUGUGCUCUGGAAGCAAAAUCUAGCAACAAAAACAAGCUGGAAUGCACAGUUCCUGCUGCAAAAAAUCCAGGUUUUAAUAUAUCCAGUAGUGUUUCUGUUGGACAUGGCAAAACACUAUUCAAUACAUUUUCAUACGUGAAUCCUGUAAUAACAAGUAUCUCUCCCACCUAUGGCCCCAAAUCUGGAGGAACAUUGCUAACUAUAGCUGGAAAAUACCUAAACAGUGGAAAAUCCAAAAGGAUUUUUGUUGGUGAGAAACCGUGCACCUUGAAAAGCGUUUCAGUGAGCACUGUGGAGUGCUACACCCCGGCACAACGACUUCCCCAGGAGUAUCCUGUCAGGGUGGGGAUCGACGGAGCUGUUCGAGAUGCAAGUGGUCAUUUCACGUACAGAGAAGACCCUGUUGUUUUAAAAAUUCAUCCAGCCAAAUCUUUUCUAAGUGGUGGAAGUACAAUCACAGCUCAGGGAAUCAACUUGAACUCAGUGUGCUUUCCUCAGAUGGUGAUUACUGUACCUAAACUGGGAAUGAACUUCUCUGUGGCAUGUAGCCACCGCUCUAGCUCAGAGAUAAUCUGCUGUACAACUCCUUCAUUGAAAGCCUUCGAUCUCCAGCCACCCUUUGUAACCAAAGUGUUCUUUAUUUUUGAUGGCGUCAGCUCUUUGUACUUUGAUUUUGAUUAUGUAAAUAAUCCUGUAUUUAAGCAUUUUGAAAAGCCAGUGUUCAUCUCAAGAGGCAACCAAAACAUUCUGGAGAUUAAGGGAAAUUAUAUUGAUUCAGAAGCUGUUAAAGGAGAGGUGCUAAAAGUUGGAAAUAAAAGCUGCGAAAACCUCCUCCUGCAGUCGGAAUCAAUUCUGUGCACAGUUCCCAGAGACCUCCUGAAAUCCAACAGAGAGCUAAAUAUAGAGUGGAGGCAAGAAGUUUUGUCAACAGUCAUCGGAAAAGUGCUGGUCCGGCAAGAUCAGAAUUUCACGGGACUAAUUGCUGGAGUUGUUUCAACAUCCAUUUUAAUUUUUAUCUUUUUGGUGUUUUUCCUCUGGAGAAGGAAGAAGAAACAAAUUAAAGAUGUGGGAAGCGACCUAGUGCGCUACGAUGGCAGAGUGCACACUCCUCACCUGGACAGGCUGGUGAGCGCGAGGAGUGUGAGUCCCACAACGGAGAUGGUUUCAAGCGAAUCUGUAGACUACAGAUCAACUUUUCUGGAAGAUCAGUUUCCAAGCAUGUCUCAGAAUGGAUCGUGCAGACCUGCCCAGUAUCCUCACUCUGACCUCUCCCCAAUUCUGUCUAGCGGAGACUCAGAUUUAGCCAGUCCACUUCUCCAAACUAAUGUCCACAUUGACAUCAGUGCCUUAAACCCUGACCUGGUCAAAGAAGUGCAGCAUGUGGUUAUUGGUGCUGACAGCCUGAUUGUGCACUUCAGCGAAGUAAUAGGAAGAGGACAUUUUGGGUGUGUGUACCAUGGGACAUUGCUGGAUAACGAUGGCAGGAAAAUUCAUUGUGCUGUGAAGUCACUGAAUAGGAUUACAGACCUGGAAGAAGUAGCUCAGUUUCUGAAAGAAGGAAUAAUCAUGAAAGAUUUCACUCAUCCCAAUGUUCUGUCGCUCCUGGGAAUCUGUUUGCCCAAUGAAGGAUCCCCCUUAGUUGUUCUUCCAUACAUGAAACAUGGAGAUCUUCGAAACUUCAUUAGGAAUGAGACUCAUAACCCGACAGUAAAAGAUUUGAUUGGAUUUGGCCUUCAGGUUGCAAAAGGCAUGAAAUACCUUGCAAGCAAAAAGUUUGUCCAUAGAGAUUUGGCAGCAAGAAACUGUAUGUUGGAUGAAAAAUUCACUGUCAAGGUUGCUGAUUUUGGUCUUGCUAGAGAUGUCUAUGAUAAAGAAUACUACAGCGUGCACAAUAAAACAGGAGCUAAGCUGCCCGUGAAAUGGAUGGCUUUAGAAAGUUUACAAACUCAGAAGUUCACAACAAAGUCAGAUGUGUGGUCUUUUGGUGUGUUGUUAUGGGAACUUAUGACAAGAGGGGCACCGCCGUAUCCUGAUGUAAAUUCUUUUGAUAUAACUGUUUACUUAUUGCAAGGAAGAAGGCUGCUACAACCUGAAUACUGCCCCGACCCACUGUAUGAAGUCAUGCUGAAGUGCUGGCAUCCAAAGCCUGAGAUGCGUCCAGCAUUUUCUGAACUCGUUUCAAAAAUAUCAACAAUCUUCUCCACUUUUAUUGGGGAACACUAUGUUCAUGUCAAUGCUACUUAUGUCAACGUGAAGUGCAUUGCUCCCUAUCCUUCUCUUCUAUCAUCACAAGACAACACAGACAUGGAUGUUGACACAUGAUCGGUAUGUCUGAAAUAGAGGAAAAUCCAUUCUUA
This is a messenger RNA of Merops nubicus (carmine bee-eater), 2984 nucleotides long. It is a transcript of the gene MET, whose product is annotated as MET proto-oncogene, receptor tyrosine kinase. The annotation marks the transcript as partial. Gene Ontology annotation, cellular component: signaling receptor complex. Gene Ontology annotation, biological process: phagocytosis; multicellular organism development; cell surface receptor protein tyrosine kinase signaling pathway. The record is from RefSeq and is a predicted model, not a curated record. NCBI's taxonomy places the organism in Eukaryota, Metazoa, Chordata, Aves, Coraciiformes, Meropidae. Gene Ontology annotation, molecular function: transmembrane receptor protein tyrosine kinase activity; protein binding; ATP binding. The transcript has 19 exons.